Molecule: messenger RNA, 1867 nt
Organism: Colossoma macropomum (tambaqui)
Lineage: Eukaryota; Metazoa; Chordata; Actinopteri; Characiformes; Serrasalmidae
Gene: cmtm3
Product: CKLF-like MARVEL transmembrane domain containing 3
Exons: 5
Coding region: 63-578 (171 amino acids)
Cellular component (GO): membrane
Source: RefSeq, a predicted model, not a curated record
CCGCUGCAGAAACUCCAGCAGCUCCAGCGCAGCAGCUCUCGGGUUUUAUUAUUUUCGGCGCGAUGGGUGACAUGGAGGACCCCGAUCGGAGAGGAGACCCCCCGAACCCCUCUGUGGUUUCUCUACUGUUCAGUAAGGACUUCGUCUCCUCCAGAAAAGGACAGCUGCUGAUCGGAGAGGUGGCUUCGUCCUUCAUCAGCUUCGUGUGUUUCUGUGCCUCAUCGGCCGCUGCGUUCGUCACCGCUCCGCUCGUCUUCUUCCUCUCCGCACUCUUCCUCCUCUUCGCUUAUUCCACCAAAUUUAACCAGCGGUUUAAAGGCUUCCACUGGCCACUGAUGGAUUUUUUGCGCUGUGUCAGCGCCUCCAUCGUCUUCUUCAUCAUCUCCAUCAUGGCAGUGUCAAAGUAUCCAGACGGAUCCUCCAAAGCUGCAGGAGUGUUCGGCUUCAUCGCCACUAUUGUUUUUGCGCUGGAUUUCUAUUUCAUCUUUAAUGAGCUGGCCGAUUUCCUCAAGGGGGGCGGCUCCCACAACGAGCCUCAGAACACACAAGAAGCAGAUUCAGAUUCUGACUCAGACUGAAGCUGCGGUCACAGGGGACCCGCGAUGGAUGACCACUGAAGUGCCUGAAGGAGAACUACAGGGCCUGUAUCCAGGCUCAUAUAUAGCUAUUCAUUAACCAAAGAGCAGUAUUUUCCCAAAACUUUAUAAAUCAAAGCAUUUCAAACUAACAUUUACGCCUGUUGUGCCUCAUCGAGUGGAACCGAGUAUGUAUCUGUAUGUGUGCUGCAGUUUUAUACCUGUGAUGUUUAUCUUCAUAUUGGGUGUGUUUUAUGCUGUGGUUUAUGCUUUAUUUUCUUUUUUAUGUGGGUACUUUGGUUGACUUUCUUUUGUGAGUAAUUUACACAACUGACCAUAAAAUAGUAGUGAGAUUUCCUUUUAUUCUUUGUACCAAAAUGGAGUUUACAUGAACUGUGAUGCGGACAGCAGGGUGGCUGGUCUCAUCCAUCUGUCCAGCUGCCAUACGUUCAUAUAUAUAUUUGUGUGUGUUUGUUUGUGUGGGUGUGAUAGCACUGUUUUGUGAUGAGUUCACUGCAAACAAAUGUUUUCAUGGCAAGUGAAAUCACCAUGAAAUGGGGGAAGUCCAUCGAUCUUCCAAAAUUCCUGCAUAAUUAAAUGGUUGAGAUGUAAAGAAAGUCAUUCAGAGCUGGGUUACUGUAGUUUUUACAUUUUUAAUUUAAUUUUAUUUUUUUGUUUAUUUUCUGAAAAGUCAUAGUUUUAGUUUUACUUUAGUUUCAGUUUUAGUUUAUAAUAUUAUGAUGUACGCUGUGAUAGCAGGUAUUUGAUAAGAGUAGAAUAAAUGAACACAGCAGCUUUCCUUAUAGACAAACACAGAAACACACUCAAAAACUGAAACUAAAGCGUUUUAUUCAGUUUUGCAGUGGACAGUUUUUAGUUUUGUGGUUUUGAAAACUUUUUAUUACAGUUCAUGAACACAUUUUUUCAUUCUUAGUUUUCAUUUUAGUGAGCUAUAAUAACCCUGAUUCAGCGUGGUUUUAGUGUGAAACGCUCCGUUCUAGAGAAACUUACCGAGUCAGAACUGUUCACAGUGGUGGUGAUAGGAACCAGACGUCCACCUCUAAAAGCUCCCUCACAGAAAGUUCCUACAUGAAAUGGUUAUGAAUUCACUGCCUGAUGACUGAGACACUGUUUUAUGAUAGUUUAGAGAACUUAAACUCCAUUCAUGGAGGAGGGAUAUGUAAUAUGCAGGUUGUUGUGAGGCAAAAUAGUCCCCAAAGAAAACUUACUGUUUCAGAUCUUCCACUAUUUUCCAUCAUCAACAUUCCAUAUAAACUCAGAAGACUCGUGUA